Molecule: messenger RNA, 1628 nt
Organism: Oryza sativa Japonica Group (Japanese rice)
Lineage: Eukaryota; Viridiplantae; Streptophyta; Magnoliopsida; Poales; Poaceae
Source: RefSeq, a predicted model, not a curated record
AACAAGCCGCUCACCACCACCCCCCUCGCGUCGCGUCCCUCACUCCUCACUCCACACACCCCGCCACAUCCGCCUCUGCGCGACUGCGCCCCGUGCCCCCACGCCCUGCACGACCAGCAGCAGAUCGAGAUCGAGACGGCCUGACCUCUUGUGGUGAUGCGGUGGGUCGCGUAGGCGUAUCCAAGAUCCGGUGGUGCGGAGCUUUGCUUGCGGGGAUCGAUCGCAGGAGGUGAGGUGACGGGUGUGAGAAUGGAGGAGAAAGUGGGGGAGACGGUGGCAGCGGCGGCGGUGGCGGUGGCGCCUGUGGUGGCGGGGGACCAGGACGGAGUGGCGUACUGCAGCGAGCAUCCGUACCCGCCUGGCGCGGCUGCGGCGGCUGGGGUGGCAGCCGGCGGCGGCAUAUGCGCCUUCUGCCUGCAGGAGAAGCUCGGCAUGUUGGUGUCUUCGUCCAAGUCCAGCCCUUUCCACCCGCCGCCGGCUUCCGCCUCCUCGUCCACUCCGACCAGCCACGUCGCUGCUGAGUCGUCGUCGUCGUCACUGCCUCUCCACCCUUCCGCCGCCGCCGCGGCGCGCAAGGUGAUCCCGGCCUCGGCGGCUGGCGGGCUCAAGAGGAGCAAGUCGGUGGCGCCGCGUCCGGAGGAGACGACGCCGGUGACGGCGCCCGCUCCGUCCGCGGUCACCGCGGACAGCCCGAGGAAGAAGAGCUUCUGGUCCUUCCUCUACUCCUCGUCCUCGUCGUCGAGCGGCGGCCACCAGGGCUCGGCGUCGAUGGCCAACGGUGGCGGCGGCGGCGGCGCGUCGGUGAGGAGGAAGUCGGUGUCGGUGGCCUCGGCGUCGUCGGCGUCGCUGGGACGGAGGCUGGAGGCGAUAGUGGAGCCGGACAGCCCCGGCCGCCGUAGCGAGGGCUCGUCGUCGUCGUCGUUCGGGAGGAAGGUGGCGCGGUCGCGCUCCGUGGGGUGCGGCAGCCGCAGCUUCUCGGGGGACUUCCUGGAGCGCCUCUCCACCGGCUUCGGCGACUGCGCGCUCCGCCGCGUGGAGUCCCACCGCGAGCCCAAGCCCAAGUCGUCCGCCGGCGCGCUCGCCCACCUGGGCGGCAACCACUCCGCCGCCGGCAACGGCGACGACGACGAGUACGAGUCCACCCAGCAGCACCGCAUCAAGUGCGCCGGGUUCUUCGGCGGUCUCGGCGCCGCGCCGCCGCCCACGUCGUCCUCCUACUGGCUGUCCGCUGCCGACGGCGCCACCGCCGCCGCCCCCAGCGCAAGAACCCACGGCGCGCGUAGCCACCGGAGCUGGGCGUGGGCGCUGGCGAGCCCGAUGCGAGCGCUGAGGCCGACGAGCUCCUCCUCCAGCAAAUCCAUCAUGGCCGCGCCCCACAACCGCGGCGGCGUCUCCGGCAACGGCGGCAUGGCGAUGGCCGCGGUGGCGACGAGCUAGCCAUCCAACAUGCAACAAACACCACCGCACACAAGUCACAUCCGGCAUGGUCGGUCGAUGGCCACCCGAACUACACUCCUCCAUAAUUUCUUUAUUUAUUUCGCGCGUGUUGUUAUGUGAUGUCCAUGGUUAAACCCUGCUAUGAUAUGAAAUCAAUCGAUCUCCAGAUGAACUUGACCUUGAUUUGUUGA